GCAGCGUCCGCGCCCGGCGCUGCCUCUCCUCAGUCUCGGGGCCCGGCGGGCGGCGGCGGCGGCGGUGUGGGCGGCGGCAGUGUGUUUUAACUCAAAUGGGUGAUGAAAAGGACUCUUGGAAAGUGAAAACUUUAGAUGAAAUUCUUCAGGAAAAGAAGCGUAGGAAGGAGCAAGAAGAGAAGGCAGAGAUAAAACGCAUAAAAAAUUCUGAUGAUCGAGACUCAAAGCGAGAUUCCCUUGAGGAGGGGGAGCUGAGAGAUCACCGCAUGGAGAUAACGAUCCGGAAUUCCCCCUAUAGGCGAGAAGAUUCUAUGGAAGAUAGAGGAGAGGAAGAUGACUCCUUGGCUAUCAAACCACCACAGCAAAUGUCCCGGAAGGAAAAAACCCACCACAGGAAAGAUGAAAAGAGGAAAGAAAAGCGUAGACACCGAAGCCAUUCGACAGAAGGGGGGAAGCAUGCCAGGGUGAAAGAGAAGGAACGAGAGCAUGAGCGGCGGAAGCGGCAUCGCGAGGAGCAGGAAAAGGCUCGACGCGAGUGGGAGAGGCAGAAGCGGAGGGAGAUGGCCCGGGAGCACUCCAGGAGAGAGAGGCAUAUGAUUGCUUCCAGGGACCGCCUUGAACAACUGGAGCGCAAACGGGAGCGGGAGCGGAAGAUGAGGGAGCAGCAGAAAGAGCAGAGGGAACAGAAGGAGCGGGAAAGGCGAGCUGAGGAGAGGCGCAAAGAACGAGAAGCACGGCGAGAAGUGUCUGCCCACCACCGGACCGUGAGGGAAGACUACGGAGACAAGGUGAAAGUGAGCCACUGGAGCCGCAGCCCGUUACGGCAGCAGCGGGAACGAUUCGAGCAAGCGGACAGCAGGAAGCCAGUGAAGGAGGAGCGGCCCGAAGAGAGAGACCCCCUCUCCGACCUGCAGGAUGUGAGCGACAGCGAGAGGAAAACAAGUUCAGCCGAAUCUUCCUCAGAAUCUGGAUCGGGCUCCGAGGAAGAAGAGGAAGAAAGUAGCAGCGAGGAGUCGGAGGAGGAGGAGGAAGAGGAAGAGGAGGAGGAGGAAGAAGAGGAGGAGGAAGAGGAGGAGACGGGCAGCAAUUCUGAGGAAGCCUCAGAGCAGUCUGCCGAGGAAGUGAGUGAGGAAGAAAUGAGCGAUGAAGAGCGAGAGAAUGGAAACCACGUCUUAGUUGUUCCAGAGUCAAGAUUUGACCGGGAUUCGGGAGAGAGUGAGGAAGGCGAGGAAGAGGUGGGAGAGGUGACUCCCCAGUCCACUGCCAUGACGGAGGGAGAUUAUGUUCCCGACUCUCCGGCCGCCUCACCCGUCGAACUACAGCAGGAGCUCCCCAAGUACCUCCCUGCGCUGCAGGGCUGUCGCAGUGUGGAGGAAUUUCAGUGUCUCAACCGAAUCGAGGAAGGGACCUAUGGGGUGGUCUACAGGGCCAAGGACAAGAAAACCGAUGAGAUUGUGGCCUUGAAGCGACUGAAAAUGGAGAAGGAGAAAGAAGGUUUUCCCAUCACAUCUCUCCGGGAAAUCAACACCAUUCUAAAGGCCCAGCACCCCAACAUUGUCACAGUCCGGGAGAUCGUGGUGGGCAGCAACAUGGAUAAGAUCUACAUAGUGAUGAACUACGUGGAGCACGAUCUCAAGAGUCUGAUGGAAACAAUGAAGCAGCCGUUCCUACCAGGGGAGGUGAAAACCCUCAUGAUUCAGUUACUGCGGGGAGUCAAGCAUCUCCACGACAACUGGAUACUGCACCGCGACCUCAAGACCUCCAACUUGCUCCUCAGCCACGCCGGCAUCCUAAAGGUGGGGGACUUUGGCCUUGCACGGGAGUACGGGUCUCCCCUGAAGGCCUACACACCGGUUGUUGUGACACUGUGGUACCGGGCCCCAGAACUGCUGCUGGGCGCUAAGGAGUACUCCACUGCCAUCGACAUGUGGUCAGUGGGCUGUAUAUUUGGGGAGCUGCUGACGCAGAAACCGCUCUUUCCAGGAAAGUCCGAAAUCGACCAGAUCAACAAGGUGUUUAAGGACCUGGGCACGCCAAGCGAGAAGAUCUGGCCCGGCUACAACGAGCUGCCGGCGGUGAAGAAGAUGACGUUCACCGAGUAUCCCUACAACAACCUGCGCAAGCGUUUCGGGGCCCUCCUCUCCGACCAGGGAUUCGACCUCAUGAACAAGUUCCUGACCUACUACCCUGGGAGAAGGAUCACCGCCGAGGACGGCUUGAAGCACGAGUAUUUCCAAGAGACGCCCCUGCCCAUCGACCCAUCCAUGUUCCCCACGUGGCCUGCCAAGAGUGAGCAGCAGCGGGUGAAGCGGGGGACCAGCCCCCGCCCGCCGGAGGGUGGCUUAGGCUACAGCCAGCUGGGGGACGAUGACCUCAAGGACACGGGCUUCCACCUCACCACCACCAACCAGGGGGCUUCUGCUGCCGGGCCGGGCUUCAGCCUCAAGUUCUAAACCAGAGGCUGACCCGGGAUGUGACGUGGACUGGGGCCUGCUGCCAGGGGUGGGACCGACGGUCAUUUCCGCUCACGGCUGCGCUACCCCCACCUCCCUACGCCCCCCCUCUCCCCCCAUGACACCGGGGAGCCUUAGGGCGGGGGCCUGAGCUCAGCCGGUUAGCCCCAGGACACUCUUGGGCCUUUACUGCUGGUUUUCUUCCCUCCCCAUCUUUUUCUGAGCUCGUACCACUUGGAGUGAAAUUCCAUUUUCCCUACCGAGUGUCAGGGAAGGGGAGGGCCACGUCUUGGGUGGGCCCAGCUCUUCCCCAGAAAUGGGCCCUGCGGAAACCUGCCAUGUUCAACCCGGGUCUUAGCGGCCUUGGCAGGGUCAGUGACGUGCUGGGGUACCGUGAACCCUGGCCCCAUCAUCCCAGACGGGCGCUACUGUAGGAGAGCAAUGGCUGUGGGAGAGGGGCAGGGGUUGGUGGGGGUGGUCAGAGGAGCCCUUCCACUUCCCACCUGACCCUUAGCGUACCCAAACCCUCCCUCCCCUUCCCACGUGUCCGGCCCAACGCAGGAAUCGUCUCACUGUUUUCUACAACUUGGAGCCUCUUUUGUAGCGGGGACCCCAGACUGUGUGGGAGGAGCAGGGGGUACCUGCUUCCCUGUCGAAAGGGGUCCGGAGCCACGGGGAGCAGUUUUGUAUAUUAAGAUUGUCAUAAAUUUUAAAAUAGAGUAAAAUAUUCUUGGAGGAAAACUUCACCAUGUGUGUGGUAGCUGGACCUCAGAGAGCAGACACCCUGUCCCCUGGCUCGGUGCGGCAAAGGGGCACAUCAGGGCAUGGUGGCACAGAGGGUGGUGGGAAAGGUACCUGAGAAGCCCAGUUAGAAAGCCCCCUGCUUCCCCCUUCCUGAGGCAAAGAGGGUGUAUGGGCAGGGGGUAUUGUGAAAAGACUUCUGCAACUUGUUGCUGGUGCCAACUGAUUGUAGAGAAGUAGCACGAUGGACCCGGCGGGAGCCGAGCACUAUUUUUCAUGCCUCACAGCAGCCACAUGUCCACAGCAAGCCCUCCAGCCCACACAGGCACAGAGGAAGCAUGGGUGCGUGGGGAUGACCCGACCCAGGCGUGGUCCUCCCACGGGUUGACCCCCUUCAGCAGCAGGAGUCCACCCUGGCCUUAUUGGGGUGUAAGUGGGGGGUGGGCCCAGUGCCAGAGUGCUGUUCUGGAGAAAAGGCUCCAGUCCCACUGCCACGUGGGAGCCUGCACCGGCCAGCCGGAGGGAGGUGCUGGAGAUGGAGGAAGGGAAGGGAAGCACAUUUCUGGGCAGACGGGGCCCGGGGCCAGCCGAUAACCUAAUGUAAACUCCCAUCAGAGCAACGUCAUGUUCUCCCAGGAAUCCCCCCUUGGGUCACGGCCCCAAGAGAAUGUCUUGGCACCAAGAGAAUGUCUCAACACUGCA
Ornithorhynchus anatinus (platypus) is the source of this 3896-nucleotide messenger RNA. Its product is annotated as cyclin-dependent kinase 11B. The transcript has 20 exons. Gene Ontology annotation, molecular function: ATP binding; cyclin-dependent protein serine/threonine kinase activity. The record is from RefSeq and is a predicted model, not a curated record. NCBI's taxonomy places the organism in Eukaryota, Metazoa, Chordata, Mammalia, Monotremata, Ornithorhynchidae. Bases 96 to 2453 code for a protein of 785 amino acids. Gene Ontology annotation, cellular component: nucleus. Gene Ontology annotation, biological process: regulation of mitotic cell cycle; protein phosphorylation.